Guillardia theta CCMP2712 is the source of this 930-nucleotide messenger RNA. RefSeq lists its product as hypothetical. NCBI's taxonomy places the organism in Eukaryota, Cryptophyceae, Pyrenomonadales, Geminigeraceae. The coding region runs from base 1 to 930 and encodes 309 amino acids. Gene Ontology annotation, biological process: lipid A biosynthetic process. Gene Ontology annotation, molecular function: ATP binding; lipid-A 4'-kinase activity. The transcript is spliced from 14 exons. The record is from RefSeq and is a predicted model, not a curated record.
AUGCGCAUCCGUGAAACCAUCGUCUCUGCCAUGGACGACAAGCUUGCCAGUGGAACCGUGGCUUCGGAGCUGGUCUAUGGUGUUUUGAAGGCGCUCAGCCUUGCGUACUCUGCCGGGUUGUGGGUGAGGAAGGUCGCGUACAGGCUGCAACUGCUGCGGACGCAUGUCCUCCCUGUCCCCGUGAUCAGUGUCGGGAACGUGACGGUGGGAGGGAGCGGGAAGACACCGAUGUGCGUUUACCUUGCGAAGCUGUCGAGGAUGGCCAACCUGAGGCCUCUGGUGCUGACGAGAGGAUACGGCGAAGACGAAGAUAAGAUGAUGAUGCAACUAUUGGACGGCGUUGCUGGAGUAGGGUCGGGUGCAAGGCGAUACGAGAUAGGAAGUCACAUGUUGAAUAACGAAGAUGAUCAGUUACAAACUCUGGAUUGCAAGUACAAGCAUCUCCCCAACGGAACCAUGGAGACGUCGGCUAACCAUGGCCUCAACUACGACCUGAUCAUCUUGGAUGACGGCUUGCAGCACUCACGAAUCCUGCGUGACUUCCACGUGGUUAUGAUCAAUUGCCUGGAUCCUCCCACCCAGCACAAGCACCUCCUCCCAAGAGGGAGGCUGAGGGAACCGUUGUGCGAUGCGAUCAAGCUCGCCGAUGUGAUCGUUGUGCACAAUGCUGACAAAACGACUGAGAGGAAGAUGCAUCUGACGGUGAGGUCGCACUUCUCUCCAUCGCGGAUGACGCGGCUGACGUGCAAGGGAGAUCAGGAUAGGGAGAUGCCAAGAAGACAAGAGCUAGAGCUGUCGAAUUGUGCUGUUUAUUGCUUUGCCGGGAUAGCUAACCCAGAAGGAUUUUUCCAAUCGGUGAAGAGUUUAUCACCUGCCCUUUACCUGGGAGAAACUUCUUUUCCUGAUCAUCACAAGUACUGUUUAAGGUGA